Lathyrus sativus (Indian pea) is the source of this 1017-nucleotide messenger RNA. The record is from the annotation of a GenBank genome assembly. NCBI's taxonomy places the organism in Eukaryota, Viridiplantae, Streptophyta, Magnoliopsida, Fabales, Fabaceae.
AUGAUAAUUUGGAACCUUUUUCACGCAAGAAUAAGCUCUACGCACGCAAUAUUGCAAUUGUUUCUUCUUCAUAUUUUCCUUUUUUUGGUUAAACAAGCUGUAUCUGAGAACCUUGAAUAUUCAACCUGUGAUAUGGGCUACCUCAAUUCUGUUUUGUCUUCUUCAAGUCAGGUUCAUGCUGCUGAUGAUUCACCUGUUAGUGGUGGAGGACUCAGUCAGAAUGGGAAGUUCAGCUAUGGAUAUGCCAGCUCCCCUGGCAAGAGAUCUUCAAUGGAAGAUUUUUACGAGACAAGAAUUGACGGCGUAGAUGGAGAAGUUGUUGGUCUUUUUGGAGUUUUUGAUGGUCACGGCGGCGCUCGUGCUGCAGAGUAUGUCAAGCAAAAUCUAUUUAGCAAUUUGAUCAGUCACCCAAAAUUCAUUUCUGACACCAAAUCUGCAAUAGCUGAUGCAUAUACUCAUACCGACUCUGAAUUUCUGAAAUCAGAAAAUAACCAAAACAGAGAUGCUGGAUCUACUGCUUCCACUGCCAUUCUUGUUGGUGAUCGGUUGCUUGUUGCAAAUGUCGGGGACUCUAGAGCUGUUAUAUGCAGGGGUGGAAAUGCUAUUGCUGUGUCCCGAGAUCACAAACCAGAUCAAACCGAUGAGAGGCAAAGGAUAGAAGACGCAGGUGGUUUCGUUAUGUGGGCUGGAACUUGGAGAGUUGGUGGUGUUCUUGCUGUUUCUCGUGCAUUUGGUGAUAGACUCCUUAAGCAAUACGUUGUUGCUGAUCCAGAAAUUCAGGAAGAAAAAGUUGAUAGCUCUCUCGAGUUUCUUAUAUUGGCUAGUGACGGGCUAUGGGAUGUUGUCUCUAACGAGGAAGCUGUUGCUAUGAUUAAACCAAUCGAGGAUGCAGAGGUAGCAGCAAAGAGGCUGAUGAAAGAAGCGUAUCAGAGAGGCAGUUCUGACAACAUUACUUGUGUCGUCGUUCGUUUCCUGAUGAACAACCAAGGUUCUUCGUCUCGUAAUAGCUCUGGCUAA